Molecule: messenger RNA, 2668 nt
Organism: Strongylocentrotus purpuratus (purple sea urchin)
Lineage: Eukaryota; Metazoa; Echinodermata; Echinoidea; Camarodonta; Strongylocentrotidae
Exons: 2
Coding region: 1-2211 (736 amino acids)
Biological process (GO): positive regulation of DNA-templated transcription
Cellular component (GO): nucleoplasm; chromatin
Molecular function (GO): zinc ion binding; ubiquitin-protein transferase activity
Source: RefSeq, a predicted model, not a curated record
AUGUGCAGAGAGGUGACUACUCUGUCGAGAGAAGGUGUGGCAGGUCUCAAGUCCAAUCCGCUGAUUUACCGGGUUCUCGAAGUUCUUGGGGCAAAGAAAAACUCAACCCAAAUAAUAUGUGACGCUUGUGGGGACAGCGAAUCACCUCUGACAACCUACUGCCGAGACUGUCUCCAUUUCAUCUGUGACUCCUGUGCUUCUUCUCAUGCUAAAAUGAAACUCUUGAUGAAAGAUCACCGUACAGUUCCCCUGGACAAGAUUGAGAACGGGACUAUCAAAAUCAAGUGGAUGGAAGAGGGCUUGUGGAGAAAGGCACACGAGUGCGAAGAGCAUGGCGGUGAACUGCGAAGGUUCUACUGCAGGACAUGCAAGAAACGUAUCUGCAGGGACUGUAUCGUUCUCGACCAUACCAAACCUGACCAUGACUGCACCACAGUGCAGAAGAUGUUCCAGGGAACAAAGGAGAAGUUACAAGAUCGUCUGAAAAGCUGCGAGGAAAAGGAGGAACAUGUGAGCACCAUGUUAAAUGACGUGGAUGUACAAAAAACAGAAGCAAAUCAGAAGUUUCAUAAGAUGAAAGAAAGUAUUCGGGACCAGAAGUCAAAGGCUGUUGACAAUUUGGAUAAAGCAGAGGAAGAACUUUUGCGGAAGGUUAACGAGUUGGAGGAAAAGCUUAACGUCAAACUACAAGCUUUCAGAGACAACAUGAACACAACAAAAGAAAAUCUCACGAGGGCGCAAUCAAAGGCUAAAGAGGUUGUUUCGGCAAAAGAGGUUACUGACAUAUCUAGAGGUCCGUUCUUACCUGAAGAUGUUCUCAAAGAACUCGAAGAAUUGAUCGCGUCAGAUGUCACUAUGACAAUUUCUAUGGAUCUCGUGGCUUUGAAAUCUACCAUGAUAGAAGGAUCGAAGAUGCCAGAGCAAAUGGCGCGCUUUGCCAAGCUGUCGUUGUCGCGUAUUUGGCGAGAGACUCAGAUGAUUCCGAUUCCUGAUAAAGACAUUGUGAAAAUUUUCUCCGAUGGAAAGGUAAUGUACGUUGCUUGCAAGAAGGUGAUUUACAAGAAACUGUUGUCUAACGAAGCCAACCCGGCCACUUGGAUGAAGCUUCAACUUAAUGCAAGCAUCAAACAGGUGGUAGAUGUGGCCAUAUCAAUGAAGGACCAAGCCUUCUCUUUCAUUGCUGAUACCGACGCAGCUUGCACGCAACUCUACAGGUUCAAACUGGAUUAUUUCCCAACAUCUGAUGAACACACAACGGUCCCACCAUUUCCUCUGAAUCCCAGUGCAAGACUCACUGUUGAUUCCCAGUCCCUCAUCGUCGUUGCCGAUAACAAGCCAGCCAUAUCAAGUUCAAGUCAAGCAACCCCAUCAGGGUCCGAACCGGUCAGCGAAACAAAACAGAAAAAAACGACAUCAUCUGCGAUAAAUGUGAAUGCACCACCUUUCUCUCCGGUUGUUAAAGGUAACUCAAAUAAGAGACCAAUGGCAGCGGCUGGUGGUGGAUUUACCUUUGGUAUGACACUGCCUCAACAGCAACCCUGCUUCACUGGCACAACCUCCAACUCUCAGACAGUAUCUGCUUUCGGCAGUGCCAAGUCUCCAAGCAAGGCAGAAGGCACCCUCUCUCCUUCGGAUUCGAAAGGAAAGGAAACAAGACCGGAAAUCCCAAAAGCAGUAUCAGACAUCUUCACAAUAUCCACGAAAAUCUAUAGGGAAAAAACUGAGAAAAGCUCGUCUCAGUUAUCUUCAGAUAAUUUCGAGGUUCCACUCGAUAGGGUUAGAAGUCUUGCUGCGGCGAAGACAGGCCAGUUGGUGUUCCUGCGCGGGGACAAGAAAGCCGUCAUCAUCACUGACAAAGACGGGAGAGUCCAGCAUGAAAUCAAGGAGCCUGGUAGGAUGUACUUGUCCAUCUCCUGCACAGAGAGUGACGCCCUCUACGUUCUGUCCGCCUUCUGGGGCAGCCACAUCGUCACGCUCGCCAAGCAUUCCUUGGAAGAUGGUGGUCCCCUCGAGUACAUCAUCGACGAGCUCGACGUGUCGGCAGACUUCCAGUCAGACGAGUGGCCAGUCAUUGGUAACUAUGGGAACGACCUCGUGAUCAUGCACACGGGGGAUGGAAUUCGUGUCUACUCGGCGGAAGAUUGGGAUAUAUUAGAUGACAAAGACGUCAGUGGCCAAGAUCAGGAUGACGAUAAGGAGGAGGAUGUUUAAGGUGAUGAAUAAGGAUUCCUGGUAAUCGUCAGAAGAGGUGAUAUCUCUUUCAAAGAACAAAUAACAUUUGUGGAUUUUUUUUCUUUAACUUGAAGAUCUAUUAUUCUGUACUUUGAGGGUCUGUAAAUACAGCAAAGGAGUAUCACGUGCCUUUAAUGAUACCAAAGUGAUAUCAAUGACCAUCCAUUUUCUCAAAGUGUGAUUAGUUUGAUAGUGCGAAUGUAAAUCAUUGUAAAAAUAGAUGUAUAUUUCAUUUUAAAAAUACUGUGAAAAAAAGGUAAUGGUGACAAUCAUUUCAAUUUUCACACGUGAUGCAUUUAUGUUAGUCUUUCAUAUAUAAAAUGAGCUGAAAAAUGUUCAGGCUUAUGAUGUUUAUAAAUGCUGAUACUGCCAUUGAAAAAUGGUUGCUUGAUAAUGUUGUAGUAAAUAGUUUUUUUUUUAAAUCAUGUUAGCCUGC